Priceomyces carsonii is the source of this 2988-nucleotide messenger RNA. RefSeq lists its product as uncharacterized. The record is from RefSeq and is a predicted model, not a curated record. Gene Ontology annotation, cellular component: membrane. The transcript has a single exon. NCBI's taxonomy places the organism in Eukaryota, Fungi, Ascomycota, Pichiomycetes, Serinales, Debaryomycetaceae. The coding region runs from base 1 to 2988 and encodes 995 amino acids.
AUGAGUUCGUUUGGGACCUCUUCUCCAUCUGAAGCGAGUAAAGUUUCUAGCAGAGAAGUAGAUGACUCGAGAAAAAAAUUUUCUCUUUCAGAAGCUUAUGGUAAUACUUUCAAUAGUAGCGUGAGUCCAAGCUUUGACUUCGGAGGUAGAAGCUAUGUUAGCAUGGGCCAGAGGUUGGCACAGUAUCAUUCUCCCACGGUGUAUUCUGGAUACGAUGUUCACGAACAAACGGCAACUCUAGCUGGCAUUGGUGUCACAGAUGAUACACAGGGCCAAUCCAAUGAUUACCUGCAACCUGAGAGCACGGAUAUCAGUUCCUCUCCUCCUAUUCCUAUUACGAGUGAUGACUUUUACGUUGGGAAGACAUAUGAAGUACCUUUUCAUGAUCAUCUGGUUGAGACAAGUGAGGAUACGCCACUAAUAAAAGAUUUAACUAAGGGAUAUAGUGGUUACGGAGAAUCAUCAAUCCCAAUUAUGUUUGACAAUGAUUUAGAGGUAGGUGAAAUUGCGUUUCAUCACUCCAAAGAUUCUCCAGAUGAUAACUCAGGCCUUGUUCAUAAAUUUAUUGUUAAGCCCCUAAAAUAUAUUCCUGCGGUGUUCUUAGGGACUUUGUUGAACAUUUUGGAUGGCUUGUCUUAUGGUAUGAUUAUGUUUCCAACUAGUGAAGCAAUCUUUUCCUCCUUAGGUCCUGCUGGCUUGUCAAUGUUCUAUAUGUCUACAAUCGUUUCACAGCUUGUUUAUUCAAUGGGUGGAUCAGCGCUCAAAUCUGGAAUUGGCUCAGAAAUGAUUGAAGUGACACCAUUUUUCCAUACGAUGGCAAUAUCAAUAGCCAGUGAGAUGAAACAAUCUGGCUCUGAUGCUAUCAUUGCUACAACGAUCCUUACAUAUUCUAUAUCUGCUGUUGUAACAGGUUUGGUCUUCUUCUUGCUCGGAAAAAUGAAGUUAGGCAUAUUAGUUGGGUUUUUUCCAAGACAUAUUUUGGUAGGAUGCAUCGGAGGGGUUGGUUAUUUUUUGAUUGCAACAGGUAUUGAGGUGUCGUCAAGACUAGAGGGUGGACUCACUUACAGCUUACCAGUCCUCGAAUUCCUUUUUCUGAGCACAACCACUUUGUUGGAAUGGAACAUCCCGCUCCUCUUGGCAAUAAUAUUAGUUGUUUUACAACACAAGUUUCACAACUCUCUUUUGGUACCAUUAUAUUUUGUUGGCGUGUUCUUACUAUUUCAUUUGAUUGUUUACCUCGUUCCUUCAUGGGAUUUGAAUAUUGCGAGAGAUAACGGAUGGGUUUUUCCUACGGUAGAAGACGAUCAGCCAUGGUAUGGAUUUUACGAUUUGUAUAAAUUUAGACUUGUUGAUUGGUUUUGUAUUUUAAAACAAACUCCGACAAUGCUUGCAUUGACUUUUUUUGGAAUUCUCCAUGUUCCGAUCAAUGUUCCAGCCUUGGCAGCUACGAUAGAUAUGGAUCAAGUUGAUGUGGAUAGAGAAUUAGUGGCACAUGGAUAUUCAAAUGUCCUCUCUGGAUUGGUAGGCUCUAUUCAGAAUUACUUGGUCUAUACAAAUUCUGUGCUAUUUAUUAGAGCCGGAGCUGAUUCAAGAUUAGCUGGUAUUUUGCUAGCAAUAGCAACAGCAGGUGUGAUGUUUGCUGGUCCCGUGGUAAUUGGAUAUAUACCAAUUAGCGUAGUAGGAUCUCUCAUUUAUCUUUUGGGAUAUGAGUUGCUCAAAGAAGCAUUAUAUGAUACCUACGGGAGGCUCAAAAAGAUUGAGUACAGUACUAUAAUCAUAAUAAUUGUAACCAUGGGUGCAUUUGACUUUGUGAUUGGGAUUUUUGUUGGUAUUCUUUUGGCUUGUCUUUCGUUUGUUGUUGAUGCUGCUAGAAGACCUGUCGUUAAGGACAUCUACACUGGAUCUGUAGCUAGGUCGACUGUAUUAAGACACCCUAAACAGCAGGAAUUUUUGAAAGAUGUUGGUGCUCAGAUUUGUGUCACAAAAUUGCAAGGCACCCUUUUCUUUGGUUCUAUCGGCGGUGUUGAAACUGACAUCAGAUCAAAAUUUGAAAAUGACAAUUUUGAUAAGAAUCCGAUCAAAUUCUUAAUUUUGGAUAUGAAGGGGGUUGAAUCCAUUGACUUUUCUGCUGCUGAAGGAUUUCGAAGAAUUCUAAAUCUUUUAAAUGAGUUCAAGACUCAUUUAAUAAUUUCAUCUGUUUUUGAGGAUGACGAUAUUAUUAAAGCUUUGAGAGAUGCGGGUUUAUGGGACAAUGGAAGAGAUAUCAAGCUUUUCAAUACACUCAAUUACGCUCUCGAAUGGUGCGAAAAUUCCUUCUUGGCUACGUACAGUAAACUUCGAAAAGAAAAUAAGAUAUUAGUGAAUUCUGGUAAUACAUCUUUAACGCAACCGGCCUCGAAACCAAACUUCAAGCUGAUCAUGAACCAGACUUUUGGUACCCCAAGAACAACUCAGAUAUACCAUGCUGCCGCUAAAACAGUGAAAGAUGAACAGAGAAUUCAAAAUCAAUAUUACACAAAUUCUGACUCGUCUUUCAAAAGGCAGCCAUUGCCUUUGAUAAUGAUUACUUUCUCAGGAUUAUCAAAAAGAGACGAAAAAUUCUGGUCCGGAAUUACGAAAUUUUUCGUCAAGGAAAAAAUCCCAGAAGACUUCGAGUUUUAUAAUAGCUCAAAAAACGCUCCCAGUUUCUUCAUAGUAGAGUCUGGUCUUGUCAAAUCCAACUUGAAAUUUGAAAAUAAUAAAGCGAUAACAUCCAGUAUUUUGCCAAUGACCGCUUUUGGUGAUUUGGUGCAAAAUGAUCACCAGAAGAAUAUUUGCUACAGAACCGUUAAUCCUUCUGUUGUAUGGAAGUUGUCUCAACCAAAACUAGGUGAGCUCUUAGAAACGCCUGAAGGAAUAACGCUAUACAGGGAGCUAUUAGAAAUAGACAUAAAGUUACUUCGAGAAAGGCUUGACGUUUUGACGUCAAACCUUGUUAUUUCAGCAUAA